Molecule: messenger RNA, 1914 nt
Organism: Eufriesea mexicana
Lineage: Eukaryota; Metazoa; Arthropoda; Insecta; Hymenoptera; Apidae
Gene: Aduk
Product: unc-51 like kinase 3 homolog Aduk
Exons: 9
Coding region: 279-1721 (480 amino acids)
Biological process (GO): protein autophosphorylation; response to starvation; autophagosome assembly
Cellular component (GO): cytosol; autophagosome; phagophore assembly site membrane
Molecular function (GO): protein serine/threonine kinase activity; ATP binding
Source: RefSeq, a predicted model, not a curated record
UUGAAAAUGUAAGAAGGACGCAACACAAAAUGUCUCGUCACCAAGUGCCGUUUUACUGACUUUAGUCAACUACGUGAAAUUAAAUAUACAUGAAGCUUACAAAAAUACAUAUGGGGUGUUAAAAUGUAAAGGUUCGUUUGAAAUUUUCAAGUUAGUACGCCAAUGUUCGCAUGAACGAUAAGUAGAGAAGCUCAGAGUGUUCUGUCAAGUAAAGUUAACCCUACCGUGUUGUAAUAUUGGGGACGAAUGUCGAAGUGAAUUAUACAAUUAGAAGUAAAAUGAAUUUACCCAGCGUAAAUGAUUACUCUUUGUUAGAAAAAAUCGGCUCAGGAAGUUAUGCCAUUGUCUACAAAGCAUUCAAGAAGGAUGGAUGCCGAGAGGUAGUCGCAAUCAAGUGUGUAGACAAAUCGUCGCUCUCCAAAUCAGCUAUCGAUAAUAUUGUCACAGAGAUCUAUCUCCUAAAGAUUCUACGGCAUGAAAAUAUUGUGGAAAUGAAGGACUUUUUUUGGGAUGAAGGGCACAUAUACAUCGUGAUGGAAUACUGUGAUGGCGGUGAUUUAUCCAGUUUUAUAAGGAGGAAGCACAAACUACCUGAACAAAUUUGCCGUCGAUUUUUGCAACAGCUCGCAUUUGCUUUAAAAUAUUUGCGCAAUAACAAUGUCUUUCACAUGGACUUGAAACCGCAGAACUUAUUGCUAACGAGAAGGCCUCAAUUAACAUUAAAAGUUGGAGAUUUCGGUUUCGCUCAGUAUCUUUCAAACUCAGAGCAAAAAUUUGCCAUUCGUGGGUCUCCGCUUUACAUGGCGCCAGAAAUUUUAUUGAAACGCAAGUACGACGCUCGCGUCGAUUUGUGGAGCGUUGGUGUGAUUAUGUAUGAAUGCCUUUUCGGUAAAGCUCCAUAUUCUAGCAGUAGCUUUCAGGAACUAGCUGAAAAGAUCAAGGACAGCCGACCUAUAGAGUUACCAAAAGGAUCGCACGUGUCGCAAGAGUGCAAGGAUUUAUUGAUGUCCUUAUUGAGACACGACCCUGAUAAGAGGAUAACGUUUGAUGAAUUUUUCGCUCAUGAUUUUCUCGAUUUGACUCAUGCGCCAACGAAGGAAAAUUAUGACAAGGCAGUAGAGUUAGUUCAGAAGGCUGUGAAAAUGGAUGCAGAGAAAAAUUUGAAAGAAGCAUUUUAUUUGUAUUGUGAUGCUCUUAGAUAUUUUAUUCCUAUUCUUACAAGUGAGACUGAUUUCAAGCGAAAAGAAAGCUUAAGAUUACGUAUAAAUGAUUAUAUUAAAAGAGCAGAAGUAUUGAAAGCAUUGUGUAUGGAUAAUUGUAAUGAUAAAGAUAAAUGUGUACCUGCGGAGGAUAAAGGAAAUUCUUCUAUUCAGAAGAUAUCGUUCUUAAAUGGCAGACUGUCGAUUGUUUACGAUGAACUACGGAUGCUUAGCAAAAGUACAACCAGUAUGGCGGAUGGGCUUGAAAAAGGAGAUAUCGCCGAACUGUACCUUGUAGAGGGAAAUUAUGCACUCGCGUUAGAAAAAUUUCAGUCGUGUCUAGGGAUUUUGAUACCCCUGCUAGGAAAAGAACCAGCAGGAAGAAGGAGAGACUUAUUACAUAAACAGGUACAAUUUUGGAUGAAAGAAGCCGAAAGUACCAAAGGGCUUUUAGCUACUAAAGAUAUUGAAGACUCCGCGCAACGUAGUACUGAUCCGUUCGAGCAAUGCAUAAUGCAGUGAUUCAGAUUUUACACUUAAUAUAGAACGUUAUUUUCACUGGUAGCACAUAGCUAAAUUUUUGCGAAACAAAUACAAAUGCUGUGUCAUUCGUAUCACAUCAUAUUAUGGAAAAAUAAACAAUUUUGCACUUAAUUUUCCAAUGCAAAUGAUAUUUACUUGAUAAAUACAGUAUUCCUCGGCUACAUAUUAUCCA